AUGUUGAUCCCCCAGCCGAUCUUCGAGAAGAUUCGGCACCGCUGCACGACAACCGGCGAUACGUUUGAGAACGUUGUGGCCACAGUGAAAUGUUGUCUGAAACCGAAAACGCUGAAAAAUUUGGCCACGUAUGUGCUGAAGAAGCCGCUCGCCUCAGUGACGGAUGCCGACGUCAUGAAUACUGUCAAGGCCCGCUGUCAUACGUUCAAGAACGAGUUCGUGCCAGAUGUCGCGUCUCUGUUCCGCCAGAAGCUCAAGAUGGACCUCUCGGUGGAUGACUGCGACGCACGCGUCUUCCGCUAUUACGAGGACUUCAAUGGGAUUGUGGAGGACAACGGGCUGCAAAAGCUUAUCGGAACUGGAAACGAGUCCGAGGCGGGCUGCAAGAGCAGACUGAAGGCUCAUUGUCGCAUCUUGGCGUGA
Molecule: messenger RNA, 423 nt
Organism: Phytophthora infestans T30-4
Lineage: Eukaryota; Oomycota; Peronosporomycetes; Peronosporales; Peronosporaceae
Exons: 3
Coding region: 1-423 (140 amino acids)
Source: RefSeq, a predicted model, not a curated record